This is a messenger RNA of Bubalus bubalis (water buffalo), 1303 nucleotides long. Its product is annotated as olfactory receptor 11H7. The coding region runs from base 359 to 1303 and encodes 314 amino acids. Gene Ontology annotation, biological process: G protein-coupled receptor signaling pathway. Gene Ontology annotation, cellular component: membrane. Lineage: Eukaryota; Metazoa; Chordata; Mammalia; Artiodactyla; Bovidae. The record is from RefSeq and is a predicted model, not a curated record. The transcript has a single exon. Gene Ontology annotation, molecular function: G protein-coupled receptor activity; olfactory receptor activity.
UUUUGAACUGAAUGGCAUUAAUUGCCCUUAUAUAUGAAGCUUUUACUGAAAAAAAAGACAUAAGACAUCAGACAAAUAAUUUUUAUCUCUAUUUCAAGAUUUUUUAUUUGAAAAGAAGAUGAAAUUUAACAGAUUUGGUCCACUGGCAAAGAAAGUUCAAGCAGCCUAGAAUUAUACAUUUACAAAGAGUCAGGGCCAAAGGGCUUAUUCAGAAUAGGACAAGAUUUACCCAAGACAUGUUUUAGAAUAUUUGAUACAUUUUGCUGAAUGAAUCAAACUGCCUGUCCUAAGAAAAGUUUCAAAUGCCUUAGCAGUAAAGUGAGUUGUCUGUCUGUCUUCUCUCCGCAGUCUGGGGACCAUGAAUAAGUCAGGAAUAUCUACUGUGACACAGUUUGUCUUGUUGGGCUUUCCUGGCCCCUGGAAAAUGCAGACCAUCUUCUUCUCAAUGGUUCUGUUGGUCUACAUCUUGACUCUAACUGGGAACAUAGCCAUCAUUUGUGCUGUGAGGUGGGACCACCGACUCCAUACCCCUAUGUACGUGUUCCUGGCCAACUUCUCCUUCCUAGAGAUCUGGUAUGUGACCUGCACAGUCCCCAAUAUGCUGGUCAAUUUUCUUUCCAAAACCAAAACCAUAUCCUUCUCUGGUUGCUUCACUCAAUUCUACUUCUUCUUUUCCCUGGGCACAACUGAAUGCUUCUUCCUCUGUGUCAUGGCUUAUGAUCGCUACCUUGCCAUCUGUCGUCCACUGCACUAUCCCACCAUCAUGACUGGGAAGCUCUGUGCCAUUCUAGUGUCUCUUUGUUGGCUCACUGGUUUCUUAGGACAUUCAGUUCCUAUUCUCUUCAUUUCUCAACUACCCUAUUGUGGUCCCAACAUCAUUGAUCACUUUCUAUGUGAUGUGGACCCUCUGAUGGCAUUGUCCUGUGCCAGCGCACCCAUAAUAGAGCAUAUAUUCCAUUCUUUGAGCUCUCUUAUCAUCAUUCUGACCAUUUUGUACAUACUUGGAUCCUAUACCUUGGUGCUCAGAGCUGUGCUUCGGGUUCCUUCCUCAGCUGGGCGGCGAAAGGCCUUCUCUACCUGUGGAUCCCACUUAGUUGUUGUAUCUCUGUUCUAUGGGACCAUUAUGGUGAUGUACGUGAGCCCCACCUCUGGCAACUCAGUUGCUAUGCAUAAAAUCAUCACACUGAUAUACUCUGUAGUGACACCAGUCUUAAAUCCCCUCAUCUACAGCCUACGCAAUAGGGACAUGAAAUUCGCCCUCCAUCAGGUCCUCUGUGCAAUGAGAAUUAUGCAAACGUCAUGA